This is a messenger RNA of Paramecium sonneborni, 7315 nucleotides long. Lineage: Eukaryota; Ciliophora; Oligohymenophorea; Peniculida; Parameciidae. The record is from the annotation of a GenBank genome assembly.
AUGAGAAGUAUCUAAUAAGGAAAUGUAGGGCAAGCACCGAUAGGAAUUAAAGUAAAGUUUGAAUCUCACAAUCUUAGUAAAUUGAUACUCAAGUUUAAAAAGUAAAAUCAGAGCUUAAAGUUGAACACUCACAAGCGUUAGAGCGAACCAUGAAAGAGUCAAAAAUUAAUAAAGAGACUGCUUAAGCGUUAAGCCUAAAGGUAGAAAAGCUUUAGGAAGAAAAGGAAAAAUAUAAAAAAUAAGCAGAUGAAAUUUUAAAAAGGACUGAAGGGCCAGCUAUCAAUAGAUCAUCCAUUCACAGCACUAAAUCAUUAAAAAUUGAUAAUGACAAACUAAGUCUAGAUUAAAAGAAAUAACGAGAAUUACUUGCUUUAGAACUUGAAAUAAAUUAAAAAGAAAAAGAAUCGGAAAAUCUGAAAAUUGAAAACAUUUAAUUAACAAAUGAUCUCGUGUUAGCUUAGAAUGUUAUUGAUUAAAAGGAUUAAUAAAUUGAAUAACUUUAGGCUUAAAAUUCUCUUUUAGAUAAUAAUAUCAAGGAACUUUAGAAAUAAUUGAUGAAGGAAUAAUCUUCUUAUAAAAAUUAAUAAUAACCUUAAAAAAUAAUAGUAUCAUAAAAUAAUUCAAUUAACUAAAAGUAACCUUUAAAGCAUAUUUAGCUCUACUAUUAUUGAGAAUUUUAAAAAGUAAAUAUAAAAUUUACAAGAAGAAAUAAAUGAAUUUGAAGAAAAAUAAAAAUCUAAUGAGCAGGAAAUUACCAAUUGGAAAAACAAAUUUUCAUAACUUUAAACAAGUAAAGCAGAAAUUGAAAAAUAUAAUGCAAGUAUUUAAUCUUCCAUAAAUUUAGUUGCAUAAAAUAAAAUUGAGAAUUUGUUAUAGCAAAAAGAGGAAAUGGAAAAUUAAAGAUAGGAAGAUCAAAUUAAAAUAAAUGAAUUAGAAGCAAGUGUCAUAGUUUUAAAGAACAAUCAAAAGGAACUAGAGAUUGAAAUUAAAAGGCUUUAGGAUUAAAUCGAUAUUUAAUAAAAAAGUAAUUAAGAUUUGAGGGCUGAAAAUUUAACAUUAUUUUAAUAAUUGACAUCAAAGUCUUUAGAAGUCAACUAAAAUUUUUAAAAUGAUUUAAUUGAAUUAUAUAGCUCACAUAAUAAUGAAGGAGAUGAUAAGACUAUAUAAUUCAAAUAAUUAAGUGAUGAUUUUUCAAAUUUGAAAGCCAAAUAUACUGAAAUAUUGGAUUAGAAGGAAACAUUAGAAAAUUAAAAAAACAAAAUAUUAAAAGAUAGUUCUUUGUUGAAUGAUUAAAUUAAAAAAUUAGAAAACAAAGUUUAGCUCCAAAAAGAUGAUAUUUAAGAAUGGGCUAAUAAAUAUAAUGAAAAAAACAUUUAACUCAAUGCCAUUUUAGAAGAAGAAAAUAGAGAUAAAAAAAAGAUUGAAGAACUAGAGUUGAUUACAAAAGAUUAAGAAAUUAAAAUUAAUGACUUGGAAAUAGCUCUAAAGUAUUAAUAAAAAGAUUCAACACCAAGAUCAAAAGAUUCAUCUUUUAAAUAACGAGAACUAGAAGAUAAAUUAAAGCAAGCGAAUGGAUAAAUAAAUGAUUUAAAAAAGGAGAUUCAAAUAAAUUAAUAGCAAUAAAGCAACUAGAAUGAUUUAAGCUUAUAAAAAAUAAUAUAGGAACUAGAAUAGGAAAAUAAAAAUAUUACCUCAAAUAAUUAUUAAUUACUAUCAUAAUUGCGGGAAGCCGAAAAAAAAAAUUGUGGUAAAGAAUAACUAAUCGAAUAAUAAAAAUAAGAAUAAGAAUAAAAAACCAAUCUGAAAUUAAAGAAUAAAAAAUUACUUGCAAAGUUAUUCAGAGUUUUGAAUCAAUAUAAGAAAAAAGAUAAUGAACUUAUUCUAUUAAAUGAAAGAAUAAAUAAAUAAAAAGCCCUUAAUAAUUAAUUAAUAGAUCAAAUUUCCUAGAAUAAUAUAACUAAAAUUGAACCUAAUGUAUAGAUUUAAUAGCAAAAUUGUAUAGAUACCCAAGAGGAAAUAUCAAAUUAAAAUAACAAUGAAAUGUUAAAAUUAGAAAUUUACAAAUUAGAGAAUUAAAAUAAGAAAUAUUUAGCAAAAAUAUUUAAAUUACUUUGUUAAAUGUUUUAAAAAGAUAGAGAGAAUGAUUAAUUAAGAAAAAGAUUGGAAAAAUAAAAAGCAAUUGUUUAAGAUCUAGUUGAUAAUCACUGUUAUGAAGAAUAACGUAAAAAUGAGGAUAUCGAGUAUUAAUCAUAGUAAGAAAAAGUGAUAAGUUAAGUAGAUAAUACCAAAAUAUAAUAAAUGUAUACUAAAUUGCUGGCAAAAUAAUUUAGGAUUAUUUACACUAAUAAAAAAUUAGAAAAUUAAGUUCAAAAUACUUUAUAAAGAAUUAAAAAGUAAAAAGAAAUAAAUAUUUAAUUAUCAAAUAUAACUGAUGAAUAAGAAGCUGUUUUAAAAGAAUUAUAAAAAUAGAAUGCAGAAUUAAAAGAUAAGAAUUAAAAAUAAGAAAUUAUUAAUUAAAAUGAAAUUUUAAAAAUAAAUGAUAAAAAUUAAGAAACUGAAUUUAAUUUAGAAAAUUAUUAUAAAUAAAAAUAUAAUAGUCUUUUAGAAGAGCAUCUUCAUAUUCUAAAUGUAAGCGAAUAAAUCAAUGAAUAAGAAAAGUAAAUGAAGAAAGAAUUUUAAUAAUAAUUAGAUGAUGAAAAAUUAAAAGCUAAAGAUUUGUUUAAUAAUCUAUUGAAUGAACAUUUGAAAUUAUAAGAUUAAUGUGAUAAAGCUAUGGAAGCUUUAAAUUAAAUAAAUUAAGAUUAAGAAAAUCACAUAGAUAAAAAUGAAUAUGAAAAAACUAAAAAUAAGUUUAAUUAACUUUUAUCUGAACAUUUAGCUUUAGAAGGACUAAAUGAUGAUUUAAAUAAAAAACAUGAAGAAAUCAAGAAAGAACAUGAUAAAGCAUUAGAUGCAGAAAUUUAAAAGUAAAAAGAGAAAUACAAUUAGUUAUUAAAUUAAUAUUUACUGUUGGAAAUGGACAGAGAUGGAAUAUUAUAGGAGUAAAGCCCUAAAUUAGAAAACUAAUUGGAUUUAGAAAAAGACGAUGAUAUAUUUGAGAAAAAAUUAGUAGAGGGAUAAAAUCAAAAAGAGUAAGAUUAAUAAUAAAACAUUAAUCAACUUUAGAAUUAAAAUUAUUAAUUAAGAUAAGAAGUAUAAUAAUUAAAGGCAAUUUUAGAUAAAGUCACAAAUCAAGAAUAGAAAAAAUUGCCCAAUCUUGCAUUAACAAAUGAUGAUGCAAUUAAAUUGGAUUAAAACACAGAAGAUUAUUAUAAAUAAAAAUAUAAUAGUCUUUUAGAAGAGCAUCUUCAUAUUCUAAAUGUAAGUGAAUAAAUCAAUGAAUAAGAAAAGUAAAUGAAGAAAGAAUUUUAAUAAUAAUUAGAUGAUGAAAAAUUAAAAGCUAAAGAUUUGUUUAAUAAUCUAUUGAAUGAACAUUUGAAAUUAUAAGAUUAAUGUGAUAAAGCUAUGGAAGCUUUAAAUUAAAUAAAUUAAGAUUAAGAAAAUCACAUAGAUAAAAAUGAAUAUGAAAAAACUAAAAAUAAGUUUAAUUAACUUUUAUCUGAACAUUUAGCUUUAGAAGGACUAAAUGAUGAUUUAAAUAAAAAACAUGAAGAAAUCAAGAAAGAACAUGAUAAAGCAUUAGAUGCAGAAAUUUAAAAGUAAAAAGAGAAAUACAAUUAGUUAUUAAAUUAAUAUUUACUGUUGGAAAUGGACAGAGAUGGAAUAUUAUAGGAGUAAAGCCCUAAAUUAGAAAACUAAUUGGAUUUAGAAAAAGACGAUGAUAUAUUUGAGAAAAAAUUAGUAGAGGGAUAAAAUCAAAAAGAGUAAGAUUAAUAAUAAAACAUUAAUCAACUUUAGAAUUAAAAUUAUUAAUUAAGAUAAGAAGUAUAAUAAUUAAAGGCAAUUUUAGAUAAAGUCACAAAUCAAGAAUAGAAAAAAUUGCCCAAUCUUGCAUUAACAAAUGAUGAUGCAAUUAAAUUGGAUUAAAACACAGAAGAUUAUUAUAAAUAAAAAUAUAAUAGUCUUUUAGAAGAGCAUCUUCAUAUUCUAAAUGUAAGUGAAUAAAUCAAUGAAUAAGAAAAGUAAAUGAAGAAAGAAUUUUAAUAAUAAUUAGAUGAUGAAAAAUUAAAAGCUAAAGAUUUGUUUAAUAAUCUAUUGAAUGAACAUUUGAAAUUAUAAGAUUAAUGCGAUAAAGCUAUGGAAGCUUUAAAUUAAAUAAAUUAAGAUUAAGAAAAUCACAUAGAUAAAAAUGAAUAUGAAAAAACUAAAAAUAAGUUUAAUUAACUUUUAUCUGAACAUUUAGCUUUAGAAGGACUAAAUGAUGAUUUAAAUAAAAAACAUGAAGAAAUCAAGAAAGAACAUGAUAAAGCAUUAGAUGCAGAAAUUUAAAAGUAAAAAGAGAAAUACAAUUAGUUAUUAAAUUAAUAUUUACUGUUGGAAAUGGACAGAGAUGGAAUAUUAUAGGAGUAAAGCCCUAAAUUAGAAAACUAAUUGGAUUUAGAAAAAGACGAUGAUAUAUUUGAGAAAAAAUUAGUAGAGGGAUAAAAUCAAAAAGAGUAAGAUUAAUAAUAAAACAUUAAUCAACUUUAGAAUUAAAAUUAUUAAUUAAGAUAAGAAGUAUAAUAAUUAAAGGCAAUUUUAGAUAAAGUCACAAAUCAAGAAUAGAAAAAAUUGCCCAAUCUUGCAUUAACAAAUGAUGAUGCAAUUAAAUUGGAUUAAAACACAGAAGAUUAUUAUAAAUAAAAAUAUAAUAGUCUUUUAGAAGAGCAUCUUCAUAUUCUAAAUGUAAGUGAAUAAAUCAAUGAAUAAGAAAAGUAAAUGAAGAAAGAAUUUUAAUAAUAAUUAGAUGAUGAAAAAUUAAAAGCUAAAGAUUUGUUUAAUAAUCUAUUGAAUGAACAUUUGAAAUUAUAAGAUUAAUGUGAUAAAGCUAUGGAAGCUUUAAAUUAAAUAAAUUAAGAUUAAGAAAAUCACAUAGAUAAAAAUGAAUAUGAAAAAACUAAAAAUAAGUUUAAUUAACUUUUAUCUGAACAUUUAGCUUUAGAAGGACUAAAUGAUGAUUUAAAUAAAAAACAUGAAGAAAUCAAGAAAGAACAUGAUAAAGCAUUAGAUGCAGAAAUUUAAAAGUAAAAAGAGAAAUACAAUUAGUUAUUAAAUUAAUAUUUACUGUUGGAAAUGGACAGAGAUGGAAUAUUAUAGGAGUAAAGCCCUAAAUUAGAAAACUAAUUGGAUUUAGAAAAAGACGAUGAUAUAUUUGAGAAAAAAUUAGUAGAGGGAUAAAAUCAAAAAGAGUAAGAUUAAUAAUAAAACAUUAAUCAACUUUAGAAUUAAAAUUAUUAAUUAAGAUAAGAAGUAUAAUAAUUAAAGGCAAUUUUAGAUAAAGUCACAAAUCAAGAAUAGAAAAAAUUGCCCAAUCUUGCAUUAACAAAUGAUGAUGCAAUUAAAUUGGAUUAAAACACAGAAGAUUAUUAUAAAUAAAAAUAUAAUAGUCUUUUAGAAGAGCAUCUUCAUAUUCUAAAUGUAAGUGAAUAAAUCAAUGAAUAAGAAAAGUAAAUGAAGAAAGAAUUUUAAUAAUAAUUAGAUGAUGAAAAAUUAAAAGCUAAAGAUUUGUUUAAUAAUCUAUUGAAUGAACAUUUGAAAUUAUAAGAUUAAUGUGAUAAAGCUAUGGAAGCUUUAAAUUAAAUAAAUUAAGAUUAAGAAAAUCACAUAGAUAAAAAUGAAUAUGAAAAAACUAAAAAUAAGUUUAAUUAACUUUUAUCUGAACAUUUAGCUUUAGAAGGACUAAAUGAUGAUUUAAAUAAAAAACAUGAAGAAAUCAAGAAAGAACAUGAUAAAGCAUUAGAUGCAGAAAUUUAAAAGUAAAAAGAGAAAUACAAUUAGUUAUUAAAUUAAUAUUUACUGUUGGAAAUGGACAGAGAUGGAAUAUUAUAGGAGUAAAGCCCUAAAUUAGAAAACUAAUUGGAUUUAGAAAAAGACGAUGAUAUAUUUGAGAAAAAAUUAGUAGAGGGAUAAAAUCAAAAAGAGUAAGAUUAAUAAUAAAACAUUAAUCAACUUUAGAAUUAAAAUUAUUAAUUAAGAUAAGAAGUAUAAUAAUUAAAGGCAAUUUUAGAUAAAGUCACAAAUCAAGAAUAGAAAAAAUUGCCCAAUCUUGCAUUAACAAAUGAUGAUGCAAUUAAAUUGGAUUAAAACACAGAAGAUUAUUAUAAAUAAAAAUAUAAUAGUCUUUUAGAAGAGCAUCUUCAUAUUCUAAAUGUAAGUGAAUAAAUCAAUGAAUAAGAAAAGUAAAUGAAGAAAGAAUUUUAAUAAUAAUUAGAUGAUGAAAAAUUAAAAGCUAAAGAUUUGUUUAAUAAUCUAUUGAAUGAACAUUUGAAAUUAUAAGAUUAAUGUGAUAAAGCUAUGGAAGCUUUAAAUUAAAUAAAUUAAGAUUAAGAAAAUCACAUAGAUAAAAAUGAAUAUGAAAAAACUAAAAAUAAGUUUAAUUAACUUUUAUCUGAACAUUUAGCUUUAGAAGGACUAAAUGAUGAUUUAAAUAAAAAACAUGAAGAAAUCAAGAAAGAACAUGAUAAAGCAUUAGAUGCAGAAAUUUAAAAGUAAAAAGAGAAAUACAAUAAGUUAUUAAAUUAAUAUUUACUGUUGGAAAUGGACAGAGAUGGAAUAUUAUAGGAGUAAAGCCCUAAAUUAGAAAACUAAUUGGAUUUAGAAAAAGAUGAUGAUAUACUUGAGAAAAGAUUAUAGCCAUUGAAUUCUUUGAGCAGCCAUUUUAGUAAAAAAAUACAAAAUAAUGCUUUAGAUAAUUAAUAAUUUGAUGGUUAAGAUAAUUAAUUUUAUGAUAGUUAAAAUUAAUUAUAAAAAUUAUCAAAACUCUAAGAAUAAAUAUCUAGAUUAAAUGAAGAAAAAUAAUAGCUUGAAUAAUUUAAUUUGUCAUUGAUUGACGAAAUAAAACAAAUAAAAAGUUAAUCAAAUAUAAACUCUUAAGAAAAUUUAGCUAAUAUUAUUUAAGAUAAAGAUUAAUUAUAACAUUAAAUGGAUGAUUAAGAAUAAAAAAAAUCUAAAAAUUAAAAUUAAGAAUUGUAGCUUACUUAUGAAUAAGAAAAAUAAAUAAUUAAGCUUUAAAACUAGAUAAAAACACUAGAAUUAAGUAAGAAAUAAUAUGGUGAAGGAAUUAGUGAGUUAAAUAGGAGGAUGAUGGAUUUAUAUAACUAAAAUUAAGGGUUAUAAGCUUAAAUAAAGUAAUUAUGUAAUAAAGGUAUUUAUUAAUUUAUUAUCUUUAGUGUCAUGA